This is a messenger RNA of Ilex paraguariensis (yerba mate), 1560 nucleotides long. Lineage: Eukaryota; Viridiplantae; Streptophyta; Magnoliopsida; Aquifoliales; Aquifoliaceae. The record is from the annotation of a GenBank genome assembly.
GGAUUACAUUGGAAUGUCCAUAGACUCCAUACAAUUCCUGGCUGAUGGAUGGGACCUUCUGCAUUCCAUUUCCUGGCCGUGCCGUGCCGUGCAUCCUCUUCUUGUUUUCAAGAAGAGCCACUCUGAUCCACUAUGGCAUCGCCAUCACACAUUUUCCUCAAGACUAUUGCUUUCCAUUCCUCAUGACUUUUGCCCAGCCCUCAUUUUCAGACAUGUCACAAGCUAGAAACCAUACCGACCUCGAAGCAGAGGCAGCAGAAUAAAUUGACAGAAUAAUUGGAGAAGGCACUCACUUUUCAUUAAAUCACCAUGAGACAUCCACCGUUGGAUUCUUGUUCCUUGACACCACUUAAUUCAUCAUGCAAGGGUUUGCGUUUGUUUAUAUGGAUGAUGAGAGAGAUGCCGAGGAUGCAAUUCGAGGACUUGACCGGAGGGAAUUUGGAAGAAAGGGACGUCGGCUUCGUGUUGAGUGGACAAAGCAAGAGCGUAGCGUUAGAAGGCCUGAGAGUUCAAGAAGGUCUUCAACGAAUAUGAGACCAUCCAAGACUCUGUUCGUUAUUAAUUUCGAUCCGUAUCAUACCAAGGAAAGGGACUUGGAGAGGCACUUUGACCCAUACGGGAAAGUAGUGAAUAUUAGGAUCAGAAGAAAUUUUGCAUUUAUCCAGUUUGAAUCACAGGAGGAUGCCUCCAAAGCUCUGGAUGCUACAAACAUGAGCAAGCUGAUGGAUCGAGUUAUUUCAGUGGAGUAUGCAAUCAAAGAUGAUGAUGAAAGGAAGAAUGGACAUAGCCCUGAUAGAAAUCGGGAUAGGUCACCUGGGAGGAGAGGUUAUGACAGGGGACGAACUCCGAGCCCCUAUGGGAGAGAGAGGGGAAGUCCUGAUUAUGGCCGUGGACGUGGCCGCAGCCCAAGUCCGUACCGAAAGGAGCGGGCUAGUCCUGAUUACGGUCGUGGCCCUAGUCCAAGUCCCAAUGGAAGGGAAAGAGAUUAUGGACGUGGUCCCACCCCAAGUCCUCGAAGAGGCAGGCAUACUUCUGACAAUGGCCGUGGACCUAGCCCAAGGGAGAGGGUAAGCCCUGAAUAUGGUCAUGGGGCUGACCCAAGUCCUCGAAGGGAGAGGGUUAGUCCUGAUGAUGAGUAUCAUCGCAGCGCCAGCCCAAAUACUAAGCCAGACCUGAGGGACAGUCCCGGGUAUGGUGCAACAGAAAGCCCCUUGCAUGACCGAUACCGAAGUCGUUCACGGGAGAGAUCGAGAUCAUGAUCAGCUGAAAAUCUUGUUCGUUCAUCUUUGGUAAUAGGAUGCAGUUUUCUUGCAGUCCAGUGUUGUUAAGCCAAGUGCUGCUGACUAGUUAGUAUUUUGUUAGUCUCCUAGGUGCUGUUUUCAAAAUCAAUGCUCUCAAUGUAAUGGAUUUCAUGAUUGGUUCUGAACAUGAAAAAGACAGAGGCAGACGUGCAACGCUUGCUUGAUCUCGAAAUAAGUACUGCCAUUUACUUAAUUUGUUUGCUUUGUUAUUAUCUGAUAGUUUUUGUGCAGAAUUGUCGAUAUUUCACUUUGGCUGGUU